AUGAGUGGUCGGUGGGCAAAGUUUGGAAACUGUCGCGAUUUUGCGCUGAUCGGAAAGAACACGAUCGCGAUGGCUUCUGGCAUUUAUGUCCGUUUCCACGACUUUGCGAGUGAAAAGGUACGAGUAGAACGAUUCGCUGGUGGCGAAAGAGGAGACGGCGCGUGCUGUCUCGCGGGACUUUCGGUCGCGCCAAUCUUCUCCGUGAUUGAAAGGAAAGCCAACCCAAGGAUUUCGAUAUUCGCUUAUCCUACGAUGCGAAGAAUCGGUCAGUGCGCCGGAAGUCAAGAAGCGAAUGGCUACUUGUGUUGCGUGUUCGCUGGCACCGAAUACCUGCUCGGUCAAGCAACUUUCCCAGACUUUUGCCUGACGGUUUGGCAAUGGAAAACCGGUGAACAACUGACAAAAAUCAACGGAACGGAUAUGACGAUGUUUGACAUCGAUCGCACGAGACUCGUAUGUUCCACCGAUUCGGCCCACCUGGUAGCACGAUUUAUGCCAUCCACCGGUACGCUUUCAGUGUAUCGCGUGUUGGCUUGCUCGAAUACCGUUCGACUCAUUCCGAUGAAAGUCCACUCGGAGCGCACUGCAGUUUCCUGUUCCUGGUCCACGGACGGAACUUUGCUCUGUUGCGAUAAAAGCGGCACCGUUUGGUCCGUCGAUUUCGAGCAGCAAGCGGACCCUGGUGUUCGAACAAUCGUUCGACCUCUUGACGAAGAUGAUAGAACGAUUUCAUCGCAAAGAAACCCCACGUUGGUGGGUCACGGCGAUGGCAUGUUGGUCGUCGAUCGCGCGACGCACGGUCGCGAGGUUCGAGCAACGUUUUACAGGAAACUUUGGAAAGAUCAAAACGAAGAAUGGCGCCCGGCUUGGACGAUUUCGCUACCGUCGUACCCGAGACACGCAGAAAGCGAUCCAAGUCAAGAUAGAAUCUUAAUGCUUGGGGAGAACGGCGAUCUCUUUGAGAUAAUCGGUCUGCUGCAUCAUUGUCCCCCUCGCCUCGAGUUUCUACUACGAGAUGACACGGGUUAUGCAAAUAUAGCUGCGUUACAUGGCCCAUAUUUAGGAGCUUUAGACCAAAAUGGUCGUCUGGCGGUCAUUGACGUUGCAACUGGUGAACUUGCCUCACCAACUAUACAGUUAACACAUCACGGCAAAGUUGCUGAUUUCGUCUCGCAUCCCGUGUUACCGAUUCUGGUAAGCUGCAGCGUCACGGGAAACUGCCUUUUCAUCGAAUCGUAUCCUACGAUACCUGUCCGAAAGCAUUGCGUUCAUCUUCAACGAGAAGCUUUGGAUCGCGUCAAAUUUUCCAACAGAGGUCAUUUGCUGGGCGUUGGCUCGUCUCAAAUCGGACGGCUGUUCCUCUUGUCGAUGAACGUCGUCGAACUUGAAGAACGUGAUUAUAGGAUGUCAGCCAGCAAAGUCGCAGCCUGGUUGAAUCUUGGGCGAAAGGUGAUCGAUUUUUUGAUUUACGAAAUGGACCAAGAUAACGCGAAAGCGUUACUUCUAGUCACAAACAUCGAAUCGAGCGACUCUCGAGCUGGGGACGAGAUCAUCGUGUACUCGUGUCGACUCUUCGAUCGAGAUCUCUACGUCGAAAACGCGGAUUGCUCGAUAAAACUUUUGUCUUCCUUCGAGCACGUCCACUACGGAAAAGAAUCGAGUUACGAAAUAAUUGGUGUCCCAUAUCUCACGAAACAGUUGCAUCGGCUAGAGUUAAAGGAAGAUUUCCAUAACGCCUUACUCUCGGAAGCUCUACCAUCGCUGCACCAAACCAGAAGCAUCGUCAUCGCCAUUCAUUACACGAAAUCUGGCGAAUCCCCAAACCUGUUCACCUGCGGAUUCGAUGGACUAAUCGUGUGGAGAGACUGCACCGAGCUUCGACGAGUGUUCGCCCUGUUCGCCGCGCACCAUCGUUCCGAAGGUGGUGGUCUACGCACAAUCCUCUUCAACAAUGUGGUCGUUUCUCUGGGUAGAAAUGGGGAUCUUGUUGCUAAUAGAUUACCGAACCGAAUGGUCGAACAGGAGGAUAGUCGAGGUUCAAGAUCAACCGAAUCCUACUGUUGGAUUGCACUCGACGACCGCUGGAAAACGAGAAAAGGCAAACAAGUGGAUGCGACAGAGAACGAAGAGAUCGAAGGGACGGAGACGUGGAUGGAUAUGGUGAGUCGCCAGCGGUCAAUGGCCGAGGAAAAGCAAGCUCUAGCGACUCGUCUCUCUCUUCUCGAUGAUUGGAACAAACUGAAACACCAGGUAAAGACAUUGCUCGACUCGAACGAGACGGCACCGCCAAACGCUCGACUGCCGAUUUCUGCGUUCGAUCUCGAUCAACGUGGUAGAGAGCUCGCAUUAGCAGCGGCCAAAUCAACGGAAAUCGAAUUGACGAAGAACGCCGAGGAAAAAAUCUCGCGCCUGAAUCAAUCGAUACUCUACUUGCGCAAACAAUUUCUGGAUCCCUUGAUCGUCCGACCGAGGAGCAUCUUUUCCUUGUUCGGUAAAUCGAAGGUCACCAAUUAUCCUCUCGAUAAAUUCGUACCUCGGGAGCAGACACAUAUUCCGCCUUGGUGUCAAUUUUCGAGAAGAAUGAGAGAACUUGUAUCUAGAUUGGAGGGCGAAGAAAAUUCACGAACGAUCAACGCCGAGAUCCCAUGGUCUCGUUGCCACGGUUUUAUAGACAUGCUUGAGACGUGCAUUAUCGCGGAUCACCAAGAGCGCGAAUUAAAAGAAAAGUUCAACGAACUGUUUGAAAAGACACGAUUAACGAAGCAAAGAGAGAUGCAAGAGGCGAACGAACGCUCCAAGGAAAUGCGUCGGCUCGUUCUCGAGCUGAAGCGUAUGUUUCACGUGGACGCGAGUGCGAAACUCUUCGAGCCUCCACAGUGGCAUCCAACGGAAAUAAUCGAGGAAGAAUUCGAACGAUACGCGAAAACGAUUGACGAUGCAGGAUUAGACGAACCCGAAAGAAACAACGAGAAUGAGAAGAACUUAGUUGAAGACGAAGUAGAGAUCGAAACAAAAGUCAAUGAUUUUCGUGAACAGAUGCUCGACAGGAUGAUGGACGGUGUACUGGAAGUUAGAUUGGAACACAGUGCAAAGAGAAGCAUUCCGAAACCCGACUGUCUCACCAGGAAAGAUGCAGCUAGUUACACAGAGGAAGACAUUCGGGCAAUCGAGUCGUACGAGAAGAAGAUUCGCGCUAGAGAAGUCGAUCGGCAGAAGUACAAGUCGAUGCUGGAGGCCGAGAUCGAAAGGAUCAGUGGAGAAUUCUCGAACAGCACAAAGUCUUUUGACGACAAAUUGAACAACUUAUCCAAAGAAAAGAUACAAAUCGAACGGUCGAUACUCUCACAGAGAUUGACCAAAAUGCAGGCGAUUCUACAGCAUCGAAAUAUCGUUCAGAUAAGACAGCAGAUACGGCGGACUAUCGAGUUGGAACUUGUACUUGCGACGGAGGCUGACACCCUUGCCAAAGAACGAGAUUUGUUCGAGGCAGGCGUCGCAGAACUAAAAGUCAGCUAUGAGAAAGCGCGUAAACGAAAUAAACAGCUGGAAACGAAGUUUCGAUCGGAGUUUGCCGAAUUAAAACCAUCGGUACCGGAGCAUUUGUUCCGACAAUACCGCAAAAGACCGAGAUUAUUAACAACGCAUGGACCAUGCGGUACGUCGGCUGUGUUUCUCACUGAACUUGCUGUUUGUAUCAUUGAACAGAGAAACUCUGACCUCUUGCCUCGAGAAUGUUUAAGCUAUCUUCGAGCUAUGAAUGAAUUAGAUAAGAUACCGGAAGAACUGUCGAGCCGAUUGGAGCCAGAUUAUUGGCACCUUCUUUGUCGUCUUAGGAGACUCAAGGUAGAAGCGGAGAUUAAGGUAAAAUCAUGCUAGAUGAUAUCAUCUACAUAGUAGUAAAUAUAGUAUAAUAUAUGAAGUUCGAAUGCAGGGUAAUGACAAGUUCUUUGAGUUAUUUAACACGUUGAAUGGCACAGUAGUUUUACAGGGAUUACCCGUGGCGCAAGGGUGAAUUUUUUA
Molecule: messenger RNA, 4020 nt
Organism: Bombus pascuorum
Lineage: Eukaryota; Metazoa; Arthropoda; Insecta; Hymenoptera; Apidae
Exons: 13
Coding region: 1-3876 (1291 amino acids)
Biological process (GO): cilium assembly
Cellular component (GO): axoneme
Molecular function (GO): protein binding
Source: RefSeq, a predicted model, not a curated record